Molecule: messenger RNA, 2196 nt
Organism: Guillardia theta CCMP2712
Lineage: Eukaryota; Cryptophyceae; Pyrenomonadales; Geminigeraceae
Exons: 1
Coding region: 1-2196 (731 amino acids)
Biological process (GO): transmembrane transport; potassium ion transport
Cellular component (GO): membrane
Molecular function (GO): voltage-gated potassium channel activity
Source: RefSeq, a predicted model, not a curated record
AUGCAGAAGAGUACGUCUUGGAAGGAUUUCAACUUGGUGGGAGAGCUGGUGAUCGGAGUUCCCGAGGAAGGGGAGGUAGCUUCUCCCCUAGGGAGGACGAACUCAGCCGCUCGCUCCCCCUUCGACAUCUCAGGAUUCCGACCCAACUUUCCAGACCCGUCGCUGCAGGUAGCGAGACGCUCGGGCGGGCACCUUCACUUCCAGAGCUUGUACGACAACGCAGGAAAGAACAAGACGUUCUUCGCGAGAUUCUUCGGCGGCCCGAAAGCCACGCAGGCCUGGCUGGUUCACCCUGAAUCUGCCUUUGCCAAGAUAGUAGCCUUGAUAGGCGCCUUGCUGCUCCUGUACACCGCCAUCGUGAUACAGUUCGAAGUUUGCUUUUACUGGAACACUCCGCCUUGUUCCUCUCUACCCACCAUCAAGUUCGACGUGUUCGUCGACAUUUUCUUCGUCUUCCAGCUGCUGAUCUCCUUCUGCUCGGGAACGAUGGUCGACGGCGUGUAUGAGGAGUCCUUGCGGUCGAGCUGGUGGAACUACCUCAAGGGUUCCUUCCUCUUUGAUGCGGUAACGUCCAUCCCGACCUCGCUCAUGGAGUACAUCGUCGUCGCGGGAUGCACGGAAGAAACAGCGAAUAGCAAUCAGCACCUUGGGAAUCUUCAAUUGCUCAGGCUCGUGAAGCCCUUCCGACUCCUCCGACUUUCAAGGCUACUCAAGAUCGGCGCAGCCAGGACCUUCAUGGAGUGGGCUGAAGAGAAGAUCAGGUUGCCAGGAUACGUCUUGCGGACGCUGCAGAUGAUUGUCUACGUUUUCCUGGUGGUCCAUACGACGUCGUGUCUCUUCUGGCUAGUCAAGCAACUGUCGUCGACUGAAGAGCAAGUGUGCGAGUUCUUGACAAGCCGAUCGCUGCCCUGCGAUGGCAGCCCCUUCGGAAGCUACGUCGUGAUGAUAUACUUCACCAACACCAUCUUUGCUACUGUUGGCUUCGGGGAGAUCACGCCGCAGAACACCUACGAGCGCCUGUACACCAUCGGCAGCAUGUUUGUUGGCGUCAUGGUGUUCGGCACGAUGUUGUCGGAGGUGCAGACGAUGCACCUGAAGGCCUCGCAGCUCAAGCGCGAGUGCGAGGACGCGCGGCGAGAGGUCAGGGACUUCCUGAGGGGGGCACACGUCCCACACUCCAUGAGGACGAAGAUCAUCAGCUGGCUGGACUUGGACUACGCAGUCCAGCAGGAGCGGAACAGGCAGCUCGGCAUGAUCAGCCACAUUCCCCGCCAGCUGAGAUCGCCGAUCUACCUCAACAUGUUCAAGGACUACCUUGGCUCGAUCGCUCUCUUCAAGGCGGUAGUUCAUCCCCUGAAGGACCGGCUGCUGGUCCGGAUGUUCGAGGAGUCUCUGGUUGAAACCUUCGACGCGAACGUUCCCAUCGCCACCAUGGAUCAAGUCUGUGACCGCGUCUACAUCAUCCGCAAGGGCUGCGUCCGAGUUCUUCUUCAGAAUGGCAGCACCGUCGCCGUGCUCAACGAGACGGACUGCUUCGGAGAGUCUUGCCUGGUCGGAGACCCUCGAUGGAGAGGAGAGCAUGGCAUGGAGUGUGAGUACGUCUCCACCAGCUCCGUCGUCUGCAUCGUCAUCUUCGCAGACACUUUCUUCGAUGUGCUCAGCGAGUUUCCCAGCGAUCUCUUCGAGGAGUUCUCAGACCUCUCGCGCUCCUGCAAGGCCUUCGUAGAGAAGGAGCAGGCGGACUUGAGCACGUCCACGGUCCGAUGGUUCUACAUGGCCAAGAGGUUGAUGAGCCGACGACGAGCCAACAUGAACGUCUCUCAGUUGCUCCGCUCCGCCAGGAACUCCCUGCUCAUGCAGAGCCUGUCCAGCUCUGGGGUAGCCCCGCGACUCUCAGGUGCCUCCAAGGUUGAGGAGAGGCCGCCCUCCACGGCCACCUCCUCCUCCUCUCAGCAGGAUGCCAACAAGCUCAUCAAGGCUGUGGGCGAGUUCAUCAAGAUCGAGAACUCGAAGCUCAUCACCGCCAUGAACAGAAAGCUGCAGGUCGUAGAGAGCAGGAUCAGCGACUUGACUCAGAGGGCGCCGGCCCUGCUACAAGCUCGGGGCCUUUCGGACUUGAGCUCUGGACAGAUCAGCCCACUUGUCAUCAUGAGCGAAGCCAAUGGGUCGCCGCCGGGAUUUUACUACCAUCAGUGA